AUGGAUGGCUACUCGGUCCUGAGAGUGAUCGGGGAGGGCUCCUUCGGCAGAGCCCUUUUGGUUCGGCAGGAGAGCAGUAAUCGGAUGUUUGCCAUGAAGGAAAUAAGGCUUUCCAAGUCUUUCUCUGAUACACAGAAUUCCAGGAAGGAAGCUGUUCUGUUAGCCAAAAUGAAACACCCCAAUAUUGUUGCCUUUACAGAGUCAUUUGAAGCUGAAGGGCAUCUCUAUAUUGUGAUGGAAUAUUGCGAUGGAGGGGACCUAAUGCAGAAGAUUAAACAUCAGAAAGGAAAGUUGUUUCCUGAAGAUAUGAUACUUAAUUGGUUUACACAGAUGUGCCUUGGAGUAAAUCACAUUCACAAGAAACAUGUAUUACACAGAGAUAUCAAAUCCAAGAACAUCUUCCUCACCCAAAAUGGACAAGUGAAACUGGGAGAUUUUGGAUCUGCCCAUCUUCUCUCCAAUCCCAUGGCAUUUGCUUGUACGUAUGUGGGAACACCUUAUUAUGUGCCCCCGGAAAUUUGGGAAAACAUGCCUUAUAACAAUAAAAGUGACAUCUGGUCCUUGGGAUGCAUUCUGUAUGAACUCUGUGCCCUGAAGCAUCCAUUUCAGGCAAAUAGUUGGAAAAGUCUUAUCCUGAAAGUAUGUCAGGGGGCUGUGAGCCCACUGCCAUCUCAUUAUUCCUAUGAGCUUCAGCAUCUAAUCAAGCAGAUGUUUAAAAGGAAUCCUUCCCAUCGCCCCUCAGCUACCACGCUUCUCUCUAGAGGCGUUUUAGCUCGGCUUAUCCGGAAGUGUUUAACCCCACAGAUCAUCACAGAAUAUGGAGAACAAGUAUUAGAAGAAACCAAAAAAUCUAAGCUUAGUACACCAAGAAAAAAGGACUCCAGCAGAAUCAAUAUCGCUUUGGAAAAAGAAGCAAGCACAGUGCAAGGGGAAGAACAAGGUAGAAAAUGUAGCCACCCUGAUUUAGAAAGCACUAAUAAAAAUUCAGUGGCAAGUACACUGAGGAGAGGAAACAGAGAAGAGAAAGAUGAUAAAUCAGUCCACCCGAGGGAAGCCAGUUCACCAAAUCCCCUCAGGCGACAGUGGGAGAAACGUGCAUCCUCUACAGCGCUUGCAGCUUUGGAAAACGCAUCCAUACUCUCCUCCAGUUUGACCGCAGAGGAUGAUAGAGGUGGUUCUGUAAUAAAGUACAGUGGAAAUAAUAGCCGUAAGCAGUGGCUCAAAGAGACUCCUGAGACCUUGUUGAACAUCCUUAAGAAUGCUGAUCUCAGCUUGGCAUUUCAAACAUACACAAUAUAUAGACCAGGUUCAGAAGGGUUCUGCUUGAAAGGUCCCCUGUCUGAAGAAGCAGAAGCAUCAGACAGUGUUGACGGAGGUUACGAUUCUGUCAUUUUGGACCCAGAGAGACUCGAACCUGGACUGGAUGAGGAGGACACGGACUUUGAGGAGGAAGAUAACUUUGAUUGGGUGUCGGAACUGAAGCAGAGGGCUGGCUGGCAAGGAGUGUCUGGUGACUGA
Messenger RNA from Pipistrellus nathusii (Nathusius's pipistrelle), 1518 nucleotides. The record is from the annotation of a GenBank genome assembly. NCBI's taxonomy places the organism in Eukaryota, Metazoa, Chordata, Mammalia, Chiroptera, Vespertilionidae.